AUGCCCAUUGUGCCAAAACACCGCUGGUUAAUGCAGGUUUAUGCACAAGAUGUCCUGAGCAGAUUAGGAGAGGUAAAGGCUUCCAUCACAUCCCUGUCUGGGCAGGUACUGAAACUGGACUCAACAAAAAAGAUUGUGAGGAAACUAGCUGGUUCUGCUCGUUCUACUGCUGCCUGGGCUGCAAAUGUUGGCAAUGAGUUUGGACAAGUCAUCAUGUCUGUGCUCACAGCGAGUGAGGGCUGGGGACUUGCAAAAAUGGCAGAGGGCCUUGUAAAUCGAUACAAACAGGCCAACUUUGCUCCCCCACGAGUACUUUACACAGAUCGAGACUGCUGUAAAAACUCCCACUUGCACAAGAUCUUUGGUGGUUGGCCAAACCUGUGCAUUCGCCUGGAUGUGUGGCAUUUCAUGCGGAGGAUUGCUGUUGGAUGUACCACAGACUCACAUCCACUGUACAGUGGCUUCAUGGCUCAGCUGAGCCGCUGCAUAUUUGUGUGGGACCAGAGUGAUCUUCAGCGGCUCAUUGAGGCCAAGCGUGCUGAGCUUGAGGCCUGUCAUUUACAUCCAUCUGAUGAUGACGUGAGGAAGAGCAUCACAAAGAAAGAGAUGCAACUUCAUUGCAAGAGAGCUGUGCGGCCAGCUGCAGAGAUGGAGGUCAUGUUGGGACAGUGA
Knipowitschia caucasica is the source of this 672-nucleotide messenger RNA. NCBI's taxonomy places the organism in Eukaryota, Metazoa, Chordata, Actinopteri, Gobiiformes, Gobiidae. The record is from the annotation of a GenBank genome assembly.